CCUCGGGGUGGACGCGCUGGUUCCCUCGGAAAGGUGCUGUCAUGCUGGCUCCCGUGGUGUACUUGGUAGCGGCAGCUCUGCUUGUCGGCCUUAUCCUGUUCUUGACUUGCAGCCGAGGUCGGGCGACAGCAGCCAGCCAAGAGUCACAGCAGAAUGAAGGGGAGCCGGUUGUAACUGGCCGGGAGGCCCAGUGUGGGUGCCUGGGGCCUGAGGAGCAGAGAGCCGAGGGCAGGCCCCGGCGCCGGAGGGACCUGGGCAGCCGUCUGCUGGUCCAGCGUCGAGCCCAGCGGGUGGCGCAGGCAGAAGUGGAUGAGAACGAGGACGAGGCAGUCACCCCAGCCCAGGAGGAAGAAGGCAUUGAGAAGCCAGUGGAAACUCAUGUGUCAGGGAAAAUUGGAGCCAAGAAACUACGGAAGCUGGAGGAGAAACAGGCGCGAAAAGCUCAGCGCGAGGCAGAGGAGGCAGAGCGUGAGGAGCGAAAGCGCCUGGAGUCCCAGCGUGAGGCGGAAUGGAGGAAGGAGGAGGAGCGGCUUCGCCUAGAGGAGGAGCAGAAGGAGGAGGAGGAGAGGAAGGCCCGGGAGGAGCAGGCCCAGCGGGAGCAUGAAGAGUACCUGAAACUGAAGGAGUCCUUCGUGGUGGAGGAGGAGGGCGUGGGCGAGACCAUGACUGAGGAACAGUCCCACAGCUUCCUGACAGAGUUCAUCAAUUACAUUAAGCAGUCCAAGGUGGUGCUCUUGGAAGACCUGGCUUCCCAAGUGGGCCUGCGGACUCAGGACACAAUCAACCGCAUCCAGAAUCUGCUGGCUGAGGGGACUCUGACAGGUGUGAUUGACGACCGGGGAAAGUUCAUCUACAUAACCCCAGAGGAACUGACUGCUGUGGCCAACUUCAUCCGACAGCGGGGCCGGGUGUCCAUCACUGAGCUUGCCCAGGCCAGCAACUCCCUCAUUGCCUGGGGCCGGGAUGCCCCCACCCAGGCCCCAGCCUGACCCUAGCCCGUCCCUCUUGGACUCUGAGCUGGCUUGGCCUACCUGGCCAGACAUCCUCCUCCCUCCCCACUGUCCUGGGACAGUGAUGGCGUGUGGCUGGGCAAUUACAGAUUAAAGGCCCGUGAGCACUGCGGAGCUUGGUGUGGCUUGGUGUGGUGGAGGCCUGUCCUGGGAUCUCAGACAAGGAGGUAUAAUCUAGAUCUCCACAUAUAUCCAAGAGGAGGGAAGGGUCUCUUGGAGGCAGAUAGGAAGUCACUUUUUUAUCAUGUGUUCAUGCAUCCAAAAAAA
This is a messenger RNA of Trichechus manatus latirostris (Florida manatee), 1277 nucleotides long. It is a transcript of the gene DDRGK1, whose product is annotated as DDRGK domain containing 1. The transcript has 9 exons. The coding region runs from base 42 to 989 and encodes 315 amino acids. Lineage: Eukaryota; Metazoa; Chordata; Mammalia; Sirenia; Trichechidae. The record is from RefSeq and is a predicted model, not a curated record.